Papaver somniferum (opium poppy) is the source of this 1678-nucleotide messenger RNA. RefSeq lists its product as uncharacterized. The transcript is spliced from 6 exons. The record is from RefSeq and is a predicted model, not a curated record. The coding region runs from base 410 to 1183 and encodes 257 amino acids. Lineage: Eukaryota; Viridiplantae; Streptophyta; Magnoliopsida; Ranunculales; Papaveraceae.
UCUAUAUCUUUCUUAUCAUUAUCUUCAAAGCAGAGGUGGCUAACCCCCAACUCAAAAGGAUUUUAUUUAAAAUUCUUUACCUUUUAUUUGUGUUCACUGGUGUUUUGGUCAAGGACCCUAACCCACUCAUUCAUAUGAAAAAGUAUUUGGAAGAUUUUGAGUGAUUGGGUAAGUAUUAUCAUCCCGUGAUAGCAUCAAAUUUGAUCAAACUCAUUUAUUUUAAAGAGUUCUCAUCCAUAGCCCUUGCUCAUAUGAGCCAUGUAUAAUAUGGUAAAGGCCUGCCGUGCCCGAUGGGGUGCUUACAAGAAAAUAUGCGAGGGAGAUGGUAAACGAUCCUUUUAAUCUCUGAAACCCAGGCGGAGAGAGCGAGCUAGAGGAGGAGACUGGAGAGUGUUGAAAGUUGAGAGAGAUGUUAUCUGCAAUGAAAUUGCAUGUAUCAAAUCCCACAAUAACAUCUCUAAAUAAAGCCAUAGAUACUCAACGUAAGAUAAUCUCCAUUAAAAACACUCAAAAUCAUAUCUCAUUUCAACCAUUAACAAAUCUUAAUAAUAAUAAUAAUAAUCAAUCCUCCAAGCUUCUUCAAAUUUCUUCAAUUUCACUUCAAUCGGAUUCACCUUCUCUACUAACCUCAUCCAUUGGAUCUCCAUCAUCAUCAUCUGUUCCUGUUAUUCAAUUAAACCUCACUAAUCGUCAUAUCUUGGUAUUAAAUGCCAUUGCCUGUCUGGCAGCAGUGUCGACGUGCUGGCUAUGUUUCUCCGCGAUUCCAGCGCUUUUGGCAUUUAGGAGAGCUGCUGAGUCUAUAGAGAAGCUACUUGAUGAUGCUAGAGAGGAACUUCCAGAUACAAUGGCUGCUGUUCGCUUAUCUGGCAUGGAGAUAAGUGACCUAACAAUGGAGCUCAGUGAUCUUGGACAGGAGAUAACACAGGGUGUUAGACGAUCCACCAGAGCUGUUCGUGUUGCCGAGGACAGGAUUCGUAGUUUUACAAAUAUAAAGCCAACUGCAUUGAUUCAGGAGCAAGCCAGUCAACAAACUAAAACUACGGGACCACCGUUAGCUACAAGUGCGAGGGGCGUCCGCGAGGGGAUUGUGAAAGGACGUCAAAUUUUACAGAGUUUCUUUAGUUUCACUCAGUUUUCUAAGAUGGCCUUAACUUAUUUUGCCAUGCGAGGAAAGAAGCCAUGAGCAACUGAUUCAUGUAUCUUCUUCCUCCCCAUCUAUCACAGCAGAAAUCAAAGGGUACGGUCAUUGUGCCAUGUUGCCAGAGGAAAAGAGAAAGUCAAGUAGCAAACAUGUAUAAUUGUAAUCACCUUGCAGUUUUGCUAUCUGACCAAUCCAUGUUACAACAACAGCAAUCACAACAGUUGAUGUACGCAGUAGUAUGUACAGUACAACUCUUCAUGGUUGUUCCUAACAUUUGUUCGGUCACAUAAUCAGAUCUUUAUAGUUCGAUUAACUGUUAUCAUCUCUCCAGUCUUCCAUUUUGUUGGACUAGCGGGUUUAGGCGUCUAAUCUCGAAAGGAAUCCCUUUUUAUACAGUCCUUUUUUGUCAUGUCAAUUCCUUUUUGUUUUGUCAAAUAAUUCAUGUGGUUAGGUAAUGGUGGCCUAUUGCUAGCCAAAAAAAUCAAAAAACCUUGCAAUUGGUCAGAUUUUACUUGGAUAUCAAAAGAUUUAAAUCAA